Exophiala oligosperma is the source of this 2150-nucleotide messenger RNA. RefSeq lists its product as uncharacterized. Gene Ontology annotation, biological process: transmembrane transport; carbohydrate transport. The transcript is spliced from 10 exons. Gene Ontology annotation, molecular function: carbohydrate:proton symporter activity. The record is from RefSeq and is a predicted model, not a curated record. Bases 355 to 2001 code for a protein of 548 amino acids. Gene Ontology annotation, cellular component: membrane. Lineage: Eukaryota; Fungi; Ascomycota; Eurotiomycetes; Chaetothyriales; Herpotrichiellaceae.
GCAUUGAAUUGCAUUGCUCAUACCAUCACGUGCUUACUUGAAUAACUUCAAUCUACUUCGUACUGUUGCAAUCUGUUUGUCAGAUGAUCUGCUGUUUCAUCCUGUCUAUCUAGUUCCCCAGCUCCAACUCCUCUCCCUCUUCGAUGUAACGAUAAUUCACAAGCCAGUUAUAGGACACCGUCGCACAUCCCCGCCUUCUUAGGGGACCACUAACCUUCGAGUCUUGUUCUGGUGGCCGCUGAUCCUUCGUCCUGGCAUCCUUAUCGCGCGUGGCCGCUUCUACCUUAACACGAGCUUCUGCAGCAACUUUUCCAACUAGCGGGCUAGGCUAGAGAGGUACAACAAAUCCAGCCCAUGACCGCCCGCAGAGGCAUUCUCGAUGAGCGGGCGCCACUUCUUCAGUCUGGAAGCACGCGACGAAAUGACGAAGGCACAGAUAAGGAUAUUGAGAACACGAAAGACCCAGCGGGUCUCAUCGCGACCGCUUCCAUUGAUGAUAUCCGGGCUGAGGCUCGUAUUGCUGCCGAUGAAGAACAUGGCCGGGGCUUUUGGCAAUCUGCCAGGCUCUAUCCAUCUGCCGUCUUCUGGUCACUCUUCUUCUCUCUUGGUGUGAUCAUGUGUGCAUUCGAUCCACAACUGCUCGGCCAACUGUAUGCGACUCCCAAGUUCCAGAAAGAUUUCGGGUAUUUGUACAAAGGCAACUGGAUCAUCUCCGCACCAUGGCAGACAGGGUUGUCAAUGGGAUCUCCCAUCGGCCAGGUUGUUGGCGCAUUCUGCGCUGGUUAUCCUAUGGAAUGGUUCGGUCGCAAGAAGACUUUUGGAGCCUGCGUGAUCUUCACCACCGGCUUCAUCUUCAUUCAAUUUUUCGCAAGGUCAUUACCAGUCUUGCUUGUUGGAGAGCUGCUAGGUGGACUAGUCCUGGGAACAUAUGCCGUCAUUGCUCCUGCGUAUGCCUCGGAAGUCUGCCCACUUGCUCUACGAGGUGUACUCACGUCUUGCACCAACAUAUGUUUUGUUACGGGCCAAUUGAUCGCUAAUGGAGUCAUUGCUGGUACGCAAAGACUCGACAGUCAUUGGGCGUAUAGUGCUCCUUUCUCAGCACAAUGGGUGUGGCCGCUUGUCAUAUUGAUCGGUCUUCCAUUCGCUCCCGAGAGUCCUUGGUGGCUUCAGCGUCAAGGACGAUUUGAAGACGCUGAAAAAGCUCUUAAACAACUAGCGUCGUCUAAGGUCGAUGUCAAGCCGACAUUAGCCAUCAUCAUCGAAACCGACCGACUCGAAAGGGAGAUCGAGACGGGCUCGACGUAUCUCGAUUGCUUCAAGAAAAUAAAUCUCCGUCGUACCGAAAUAGCUGUUGGAGUCUACACCAUACAGGUGCUUAGUGGUAUUUAUCUAGUAGGAUACGCUACGUACUUCUUUACUCUCGCCGGACUGCCGACUGACCAAGCGUUCAAUAUGGGCGUGGGAUUCCUGGCUGUGGGAUUCGUCGGAACCUGCUGUUCCUGGGUUCUGCUGGUCCAUUUCGGACGGCGUACAAUCUACAACUACGGCCUCGCAACGCUUGCUGUCCUCCAAUUCAUUAUCGGCAUCCUCGACUGCGCACCCAACUAUGACAACAGACCUUCGAUUGCAUGGGCCGAGGCAGUCCUCAUGGUGAUUUGGAAUUUCGUUUACGACAUAUCCAUCGGUCCAGUGUGCUUUGUGUUGCUUUGCGAGGUGUCGGCCACAAGAGUCCGUAGCAAGACCAUCGCUCUUGCAACGGCAGCACAGGCGACGGCGGGUAUCGUCAUGACAGUCGCUAUCCCAUACAUGAUUAAUGCCGAUCAAGCGAACAUGCGAGGUAAACUGGGGUUCUUCUUUGGAGGACUUGCGAGCCUGUGUUUACUCUGGGCAUUCUUCAGAGUUCCGGAACUAAAAGGAAGGACGUACCAGGAAGUCGAUAUCAUGUUCGAGCGCGGCAUCAAGACCCGCGAAUUCAAGAACUAUGUGGUCAGCAGAGAUUGAGGACGCUGAACCAUGUUGGAUAUGUGGGUUCACCUUGUUAUGUAUGUGGCUGGGUAUCACGUGUUCCUUCCAUAUUGAGACACGCAAGGCUGUUGUCUUAUAGGCUGGUGAUCAGUACGAUUAAGAGUGACCAUGUACCAAAGUGAUUU